ACAAAAAAGUUGCAAAUAUAUGUCGACGAAUGUUGUCAAUGAAGCCAUCAAGAAUUUGGUAAAGUUAAAGAGCAAAUGCGAAUCCAACGCUACCAUUAUAUCCUUCAAUCUAUCCUACUAGUACUGGCAUCAUCGUUGUUGAAUUCACUCGCAAAACAGUCCAGUUUUUGCAGCACCGAAGAAGAUUUGUUAGAUUCCAAUCCCAUGGCAACUACUCUUGGUGGUUUACAGAAUUCAUCGGCUUCCAACAGCGCCGAUAUCGAUAGUCUUGCUCAUUUUGCUGUCCAAGAGCAUAACAAGAAACAGAAUGCAAUGCUGGAGUUGGCAAGGGUGGUAAAGGUGCAAGAGCAAGUGGUUGCUGGAACCUUGCAUCAUCUUACAUUGGAGGUCGUUGACGCUGGAGAGAAGAAAAUAUACGAGGCUAAGGUGUGGGUAAAGCCGUGGAUGAACUUCAAGGAACUGCAGGAAUUCAAGCAUAUUGGUGAACAAACCACCAGUACACCUUCUGAUCUUGAUUGUGAUGGCUCAGGAUAUCAAUCGGUGCCUGUUCAUGAUCCUGUGGUUCAAGAUGCUGCAAAUCAUGUCCUCAUGACACUGCAACAGAGGUCCAACUCAUUAUACCCUUACGAACUGCAAGAGGUCAUUCAUGCUAAAACAGAGUGUGUGGAAGGAUCUGCAAAAUAUGACAUCCUACUGAAGGUGAAAAGGAGCAGCAAAGAAGAGAAGUUCAAGGCAAAUGUGCACAAGGACAAAGAUGGGAACUUUCAUGUGAACAACAUGGUGCAAGACCACUCCUAAUUCAAAACUUCACUAUGUAAUAAUGCUUUGCAAGUGCAUAUCAUACUUGGAUUGAUGAUCAUGUUUUGUUGCUCACUGAUACCUAAUCGUCUUAUGUAACUGCUUUUCUAGACUUGAUAUAUCCUUAAACGCCGGAUCGUGUCCUCAGGUGGUGUUUGUAGUUUUCCAUGUUUCAACCAUGUGUUGACUUUCCGGUGUACAUGUUUUAUAUGUAAUAAUAAUCCCUGCAUUGUACUUCGA
Cynara cardunculus var. scolymus (artichoke) is the source of this 1038-nucleotide messenger RNA. RefSeq names its product cysteine proteinase inhibitor 12-like. NCBI's taxonomy places the organism in Eukaryota, Viridiplantae, Streptophyta, Magnoliopsida, Asterales, Asteraceae. The transcript is spliced from 4 exons. The record is from RefSeq and is a predicted model, not a curated record. Gene Ontology annotation, molecular function: cysteine-type endopeptidase inhibitor activity. Bases 76 to 798 code for a protein of 240 amino acids.